Messenger RNA from Pyrgilauda ruficollis (rufous-necked snowfinch), 3966 nucleotides. RefSeq lists its product as uncharacterized. Gene Ontology annotation, cellular component: chromosome, centromeric region; nucleus. NCBI's taxonomy places the organism in Eukaryota, Metazoa, Chordata, Aves, Passeriformes, Passeridae. The transcript is spliced from 2 exons. The coding region runs from base 554 to 1483 and encodes 309 amino acids. The record is from RefSeq and is a predicted model, not a curated record. Gene Ontology annotation, biological process: meiotic chromosome segregation.
UACCUUCUCAAGUCAUGAAAUUCCCUCAGGUGAUUCCAGUCUACAGAAUUCUACAAAAUUCUCAAGUGUGAGCAGAAAGAGCAUCAGACAGAAAGCCAACAGAAAAACUAGAAUAAUUGGGCAAAGAGAUGAUUCUGAUGAGGAUUAUCUGCCAAACACUGUGAUAAUACCAGAGCCCAAAGCUGAAGAAUGCCCUAAAAGAAGCCAAACAAGCAGGAAGAAUACUGCCAGGAAUAGCAAUUGUGAUCAGAGAAAUGAAGUUAAUGUUUUUAGGCCCUGCAUAGAUGUUCAAGGAGUAGCUAAUGAGAGCAGAAAGCAUUUCCCAGAUAUUCUAAAACAGCGCAGGGAAACAUAUAUUGUCCAUCCUUUGGGUCUUGCAGGAAACUUGGGUUGUUUCCAGACAGAAUCUGAAGGGGGUGAAAAUGUACCUCCCAAGUCUGUUCCUGGGAGUAAAGUGAGCAAAAUCCCCAGAGCUGUUAAGAGCAAUCAAAAGAGCAAUAAAAAAGAGACAGGGGGCCUUCAAGAAAAAGGGCAAGGUGAAGUUGACCACAACAUGAAUGCUUUGACAAAAGAAGCCUCUUGCAAACCCAGGCCUCAGAGGAAGAGGAGCAACUCUCGACCUCCAGAGACUGAUUCCCUGCUCAGAAAAAGUGAUGGUACCAAGGUUCUCACUGGAAGUUCCACAGAACUUGCAUCCAAGCAGACUCUUCUGAUGGGGAAGUUUUCCUGCAUUAGCCAUCUGCUGUCUGAGCCAGGUGAUUUCCUGGAGGAGCAGCUACCUGAGAUAUCACUUGCAGAUAGUCUGACAGACCUUUCACACAGUAUUGAAUCCUCCCGUAAGAGCAGUUCUGCAGUUUUGUCUGUCAGCUCCAGACUUAGAGAAGUACCAGCUUCCAAGAGCUUAAGUACUGAGGGCAACAGAAUGCCAGCAAAACCCCCUGUUUGGUUGAAAAAGUCCCUGAUAUUUAAAGAAGAGACUGCAGAGGAAAUACCUGGGGAAAGGAACCAAGUCCAGUCAAGUUCUUGGAGCUCACCUUCACAGGAAUCUGGUAUCAGGCCACUACAGGACUUGAACAAUGCCAGGGUUCUGUCUCACUCCAGCUCGGAGGAUGCAUCAGGGCGCUCAUCUAGGCGGAAACGGAAGCCCACCUGCUACAAAGAGCCAUCAAUCAAUAGGUUGGGCUUUAAACUAUUCAUUCCAAAGACUGUUCCCAUGCUGCAACCCCUGCUCUGCUCUCACGUACUAACUCUCCAGGGCUGGACCCUCUGUUGCUCUGUUCCAAGUUCUUACCCUUUGUGUUCUGUGACCCUCCUCUUCUACUACUGUGUGGUUAUGCCAAAAUUCUGCAUAAGUACAAAUGGAUCUUUAGGCUUCUGGCAACAAGCUACCAAAGAUCUUAUUUUAUUUGUUGAAAUGAGCACAUCUCUUGGCAGCCUGCAUCUGUGGUACUCCAGUGCUAAUGAGGCAGUAGCACAAGGAUAAAAUACAGACUAAAGACAGCCCAGCAAAAGCCCUAAAUUCAUUUAUUCUGUGACAACUAAAAUUUUAGACACCUGAGUAAUACUUUUCUCCUGAGAGCAUCCUGUAUCUAUACUCACUAGCAGAUAUACCUAAACAAACAGCUGCAUCUUUUCCCUAGGAAACUGUAGAUUCAGUACAUCCACUGGCUAUUGCACAGUCAUGUACUACUAAAAUGAUGGCUUCGUAGUUAUAUAACGUUACUGGGUGUAUUUUUCCCUGGAAAGUGUCCCAGUUUGAACUUUCUGUAAAUAGCUGGUUAUAUUGCACCAGUACUGUGUAUUGGGCAAGAAACAAACUGUACCACUUAAUCAUCUUAUGGGGAAGAACUGCACUAAAAUUAGAAACUUUAAAAUCAUACAUUAAUUCAAGGAAUACUUGAUGCUUCAAUGUAACCCUUUUGUUUCUGCAGGAAACUGAGGCAGGGUGACCCAUUUACAGACACUGAGUUCCUCCACUCUUCUCUCUACAAAAAAAAUAGGAAGCCUGUCAAAGCCCAGGGAAUGACCAAGAAGAUGAAAGAGAACAAAGAAUGGCUUCCUGAAGGAUGUCUCAGUGCCAAGGCAGGCAAGCUGAUAACAACAGAAAGGAUUAGAAUAGUGGUUGAAAGCAGCCCCGAAGCUCCUAGGAGCUCGUGUGUUUAGCCGCAAGGCUACCGCUUUGAAUGCAGAGGCCCAAGCAAAGACAGAGGUGGCUGACCAGGCAGCUGAACUAUUCCAACUAAGGCAACCCAAGGACCAAUUUGACAAAUGGAGCCUUGUGCUGUGCAUUUCUUCUGUUUUCAAAUCUUUGAGACUUAUGGGGUGGGAAAAGUGGUUGACACAAAUUGAUGGAUGUCUGCUUUAAUGAUGGGCAUGGCCCUUAUGUGCUGUAUGAUUAGCUCCUAGCUAUCUUCUGCUUUCUUCCUGUUCUCUCCCUGUCUGCCAUGUAAAGCUCCCUGCAGCAGCAGAUGAGCUCUAUACCAACCAACAUUAAGGAAUGUUUGAAACACCAGGUGCUUAGGACCAGAUCUAAACAGGUCUUGUCUCAUACUGAGUAUUGUUACAGGAAAGGUGAUCAGAGGAGCAGGUCCUGUGGGACAGAGCUGUUUUAAAACAUUUCCCCUUUUCCUAUCACUCCUUGGCCCUGUUGAAAAAGUACUUCCUUCAGCCUUCUUGUAGCCCCUUGAGGUACUGGAUAGUUUGAUAAGGUCUCCCUAGCACCUUCUGUUUUCCAGACUGGACAAUCUCAACUCUCUCAGACUGUCUUCAUAGGAGAGGUAUUUCAGCCCUCUAAUCAUCUUUGUGUUCCCCCUCUGGCUUUGCUCCAACAGGUCCACAUCCCUCUUAAGCUGGGAAUCACAGCUGGACAACAGUACUCCAGAUGGGGCCAGCUGUGUUUCAGGAAAUCCUUUACUCUUCCAUUGCAGCACCCACUGGCUUCAGGCACUUGCCUUUUUUAGGGUCUACUGGUGUAACUUUGAAGGUUAUUGAUUCUAAAUGUUUGAGAGAGUGGUGGGGAAAAGAAGGGAUCACAGCAGUAGUAAAAGGGAAGGAAAAGUGCCCGUUUGGAAGCAGGAAAAGCGUUUCCUCUUUGUGGCAGAGCAAGGAGAGGGCUGCUCUUUUCUUCUUACCAUACUUACUCCUUCUCCUUAGCACCUCAGCAGCAUCUAUCAGUUCAUGAGGAUAGGCUGGGUCUUGCUGUACUCUCUGUAUUCAGAGGACUCCAGAAGUUGGAAACUUCAUUUUUAGAGGGAAAAUGGUGUCAUCGGCAGUCAGGGAAAUGCUACUACAUAGCUUACAUUUAAGCUGUACCGUUAAGUUAUUAAAACUAGGAAACAAAAAGCCUGAGAUUCAAAAAUGCCCUCUUACUUAUUUGUUCAGUUUUCUGGAAGUUACCAAACUUUCUCUGGUAUUCUGUAACUCUGGAAGCCAGGUAGGAACUAGUAAAUAACACUUAUAACACUUGCUAUAAAUGCUGUUGUAUUAGAACCUGUCUGUGUUGACCCACUGAUGUCAGAAGCCAGGCCAGGAACUUAGAUCUCCAAGUGUUCCCAGUAAUUGUUUCCAUUGCCUCUAUGGGGAAAUGGGACAUUUUCCAGCUGCACUGAUGUGCUUGUGCUAAUAACAGAAUAGUAGAUUGUAUUCAUUGACAUUCAAGGCACGGAGACAGCUGCUAGCAGUUACAGAGCUGUGCUUCAAACACAGGGUAAUAGUAGCUCCUUUGGUCUAACAUUGGCAUCGGUAUCCUAAUCACCACCUCUAGCAGUCAGCUGGAGGGGGGAGAGUUUGUUCAUGUGUAACAGUUUCUGUUUUGCUGAGCAAUGAUGUAUCAGUUUGUAUUACUCCCCAAAUAAAAUUUCACUGCAAGUGGUAUUUUCAAAUUCUUGUAUACUACCUGAUGCUUACCAUGACACCACACAUGACAGCUUUGCCUAGGCUAGAACAAAUUGAAACUCUGUUCCAAGA